Molecule: messenger RNA, 1150 nt
Organism: Nerophis lumbriciformis (worm pipefish)
Lineage: Eukaryota; Metazoa; Chordata; Actinopteri; Syngnathiformes; Syngnathidae
Product: ninjurin-1
Biological process (GO): cell adhesion; tissue regeneration
Cellular component (GO): membrane
Source: RefSeq, a predicted model, not a curated record
GUUCAUCCUGUCUCUUAAGCGUGCUCCUGACACCGCCUCUCUUCAGACUUAGGCCUAGAAGACCACAACAUGGACCGAGGGAACGCACGGCACAAAGAGGCCGUGGCUCUGAAUAAACCCUCGGAUGUCGAGGCGGCGACGUCGCCCUCGGGCAAGCAGUACCGGCCCAUGAACAUCAACCACUACGCCACCAAAAAGAGUGCGGCUCAGAGCAUGCUGGACGUGGCCCUGCUGAUGGCCAACUCGUCGCAGCUGAAGACCGUCCUCUACGUGGGGCCCCAGUACCGCUUCUACAUCCCCCUCAUCGUCCUCCUGUCCGUGUCCAUUGCGCUGCAAGUCAUCGUGGGCCUGCUGCUCGUCUUCAUUGCAGUGAAGUACGAUUUGAACGACGUGCGCAAGCACGCCAAACUGAACAUGAUGAACAACGUGGCGACAGUCUUUGUCUUCUUCACCGUCCUUGUUAACAUCUUCAUCACAGCGCUGGGCUUUGAGGGACACGCCAUAAGGUCAGCACAACAGCCAAUCAUGAUGGAAGCCAUACCUCACAUAGAUCCUGCGCCUUUUCAACUCAACACGACGGUCUUUUGAACGUUAUUUAAAAGUGUUUUUAUGACAUUGUUUUCAUUUGCACACGCUAAGCUAUUUAAAAAGUACUUUUUAUGCUCGUUAUUCCGAAUGUCGUCUUUCUAUGCCCGUCUUCGAUGUUUGUUGCAAGUCACCAUUUUGAACACAUGUUCAUAUUCUGUGAAAAUAUGGUUGAUCCCCACAUGCAACUAUUAAAAUGUUCUACUCUUCCGUGACAACUUUUCACAAAAAGUUGGUGUGUUUUUGUCAAAAUUAAUCAAAGCAUUCAUUCGUUGAUCUACAGUAAUAGCUCGACUCACCAGUUUUUCAGAAUAAGAACUGUCAUCAUAUGAAGAAGCUGCUGAUGGUGUAUUUGACCGAGAAGCAGGAAAAAUGUGAGACAACAGAUAUCUCCUAAAAGGCUCAGUGUGCCUGCAAAGUUUCACACAGUUUUAUGAAUUUGUGGCCACAUUACGUUUUUAUUUGGUAAACGGAUGUCACAUGACGUCACAUGACGUCACAUGACAGCUUUCACUUGAUGUGCAGGCAGCAUUGACAAGAACCACACAGAAUAUUGCUGGUGGUU